Molecule: messenger RNA, 1341 nt
Organism: Galleria mellonella (greater wax moth)
Lineage: Eukaryota; Metazoa; Arthropoda; Insecta; Lepidoptera; Pyralidae
Exons: 8
Coding region: 151-1326 (391 amino acids)
Source: RefSeq, a predicted model, not a curated record
CUUUAUGAUUACUGUCCGCUGAUAGGAUGGUCGGCACGGCCAUUUUCAACUUACACGAUAAGAAGCAACAUUGUUUUGAACAAUAUCGUGGUGUUUUAGUUAGUGAAGUGUUUGCAAUACUUAUAGAUUAAGCCAGCCUAUUUCAAACCCAUGUCAACUAACAACACUUGGAGCGGAAGCCCAGCUUACCAGGGUGCUUCAUGGAUCCCUCAGCCAGCGCCUUGGGAGUACAUCCCCAAAUGGCCAAUUCCCAUCACUCCUCAGCCCAGCCCAGCCACAUCACCCACGAGAAGCGAGAUCCACUUAGAUUUGGCGGGGAAUAGUGGCUCUUUACAGGCACGCUACGAGAACACAAAGGACCAAGAAACCCUGACAGAACAGAGCCAGUCGGAAGACGAGGAACACCCUGUACUGUACAUAGAUCUACCAGAACCCGGCAACAGCGAUGUGACUCAGAGGAUCGGGCAACAAACAUCAGCGUCAUCUCGCCCCGUUCGGCCAACUGAUCUGCCCAUAAGACCACGUGGAAACAAGGUGGACUUGGAUGAAAACCCAGUAGUUUACAUCGACCUUCCAGAGACGAGCAACAGCGACGUCUGUGAGCCAAGGCGUGCCGAGACUGAAGAAAAUCCUCCGUUCAUUCAGGAUACAAUAUUUUAUGAUCAAUUCAAGGACAGAAGGAUACAAAUGCCGAAUACACCCAUAGACCAGAACAAUGCCAGCACGUUUAGCAGCUUAUCCUCCGGGGAAUCUCUACCUUCGCAGAGACUGUUAAGUCUACAGAAUAAUUUAAAUUCACCAUCACCAGAAUAUGCAGGCAACACUGCAACAUCACAGAGUCUACCAUCGCCCACUGAGUUUGGAUCCAUCAGUGGUCACCAGGUCACCCCUGACGAGCACCGGUUCCCGCCGCAUCAACAGAUACCCUACCCAGAUCCCCCGCCCCCUUAUUCCCCUGUAAACUCCCAAGUAGUGACGCAGCCACCAAUGACUACACCAACAAUGACUGGAAUGCAAGAACAUUCCCGGACUAUUUUCAUCACCGAAGGUAUGCCACAGAACUUGAGAACGCAAGCUCCAAUAAGCAGGAAGUACAUGUUCUGCCAUCACUGCAGAUUCAACAUCAACAGUCUGGUGAUACAUGAAACAGGAUGUAUGACACAUAUAUGGGCUAUCAUCUUGAUGACGUUUGGAUUGUUCCCGUUCGUUAUUCUGAUAUAUUGGGCCAACUGGUGCAAGUACAAGAACCACUACUGUCCGCACUGCCACAAGAAGAUAGCAUACGUCAGACCUUGUGGAUGUGAACGGAUCACUGUGAUUAAAUAAACAUUCUUUAAUACA